Messenger RNA from Mercenaria mercenaria, 4125 nucleotides. RefSeq lists its product as uncharacterized. The transcript has 3 exons. The record is from RefSeq and is a predicted model, not a curated record. Bases 242 to 1498 code for a protein of 418 amino acids. Lineage: Eukaryota; Metazoa; Mollusca; Bivalvia; Venerida; Veneridae.
GAGUUUUUAUCGGUCGAUGAUUGGUGAUAAAAUAAAAAUAUGUAAAACUGAAAAAAGGAUUAUGCGGAAUGCGUGAUUUGUGAUGAGAAUGUUGCAUGUUUCGGCACAAAGUCAGACGAGAUGGCAUAAACAUUGAGCGAGUUCUUGUUUCAGUGACAAAACAUACUAUUUAAAAAGGGAAACGGCGUGGGAUUUAUAUGCAUUUUUUUCUGUGAUUUAAUAAAGAUCAGCUGCAAAUAAGAUGUUUUGCUGCGGAGGAUCUAAAUGCCUCGAUAACGAGGAAAUUAAAAGUCAGGACAAAGAAUUAAAGAGCCAUAAACAACAGAAUCAGCAAAUUUAUAUUCAACGAAAUGGUCUGCAGACUGGAAAGGGCAAUGGAAAACUGAACCCAAACUUAAUCCAUAACGUGUACGAAGGAAACGCUAAAGUGAUAAAGCCGGAUGUUAGACAUGUGACAAAUGUUCGCAAGGAUAUUUAUAUAAAACUAGACAGUCAACUUAGAAAUAUUGGAAGUUCUAAAACAAUGGGAUACCAAGGCGGAAAUUACCAACUUGUUCAAGUGCCGAAAUCGCACUCAGCAGCCGUUAGACACACAAUAAAACGUGCUCCGAUAUCUAACCUAAACCCAGCUGCUAUUGUGCGUAUUGAUACACGUUCUGCAGAGCCGGUAAAAGACAGCAUGAAGCUGAGUACAGAAUUUAAAAUAUCUAGUGAAAACAACAGAACAAGCACGCCGUUCGGAAUGAUACAGGAUGACAUUAAAGUGACAGACGAUGACGCGAUAGCUAUAUUUGGCAACAAGGAAACCAACUCCCUCACAGACGAACAAAACAAUGCGUUAGAACAAUUAGAAAACACGAUAAAUAACUAUCAAAUUGACGACGACCAGACGCCAAUGAUAAUUGCCGACGUUCUUCCUGACGGGGUUUUUGAGGGUUUUACAUCAGGAACAAUGUCACCACCAGAAUCAUCUGAAGAUGAACCAUGUUCUAGGUCGUCAAGUUUAUCCACUAACUCUAGAACCGGUAUCAUUUCACAGAGGCAUCUCAGUGUGGGCAAUAAAAAGAAUAGGAAUUCAGUGUCAUUCAAACUUCCGGUAGAUCACGUGGACAAACCUUACGCACCAAUGCAAACAAGUGCUAAGGUAAAACAGACGUCUGUGUAUGUGCCGCCGUCUGCUACAGAAGAAAAGAAACAACCAGCAACAAUAUGUAUAGCCGGAAGUGCAUGUAAUAUGAACAUAUGGCACAGCGGAAAUACAGUUUAUGUAGAAAAUAAACACAAGCGGCGCAUGUCCGGUCCAUUUAAAGGGUCUUUUAGAUCAGUGUUUUACGGGAAAUAUAGUAACGCGGACUUGUCUGGCUACAAGGAGUCAAGCACUUAUCUUACACCUAAAAUAAUGGAGAAAGUUACAUCUUUUGAAAGCCUAGCAGACGACGCAGAAGCGCCAAAAUCUCAUGGCAACGCCACAGUUGUAAGACGAAAUACAAUUCGAUAGUGAGUUGUAAACAUUCAAGUUUUGAAAUGCUUUUGUGUUCAAAUCCUAGACUAAAGUAUUUCCAAGGCACUUAAAAAUUAUGCAUUUUGGACGAUAGUUUUCAUAAAUCAUGUUCUUCUUACUCCCAUAAUAUUAAGAGUACGAUCAUAAGCUUCACGUUGAAGACGAGUGAGGAACGCGAGUGUUAAAAUAGGGGUUUAUGUCAAAUGGCAAUUUUCGCAUGACUUUUUCAAAGCAAUUUCUGUGCAGUUUGUUAAGAUCGUAACUCAACAGGGUAAUAGCUCCAGUUAUUUCAUGACCUCUUCCAUUACACGCCGAAACAAUAAGUUAUUGAAAUUUAUUUCUGGUGUGAAAUAAAUCAUUCGUUACUGAUCUUUUUUAUUUACCAUUUAUCAAAUGGCUUUACCUUCAGACCUCGGACAAGUUUUUACUAUAGCCAGUACUAAAUGAUCAGUCUAUAUUCAACACUGUAAUUAGCUGAGCUAAAGUCAAAACUUAAAGAAAAGAAACACGAAGAAUUGUCCCUGAUGUCAUGUGAUAAAACACUUGCUGAAUGGCAUGCUGGUCAAAAUAAAAAAAAAAACUAUUGCCGACAAACCAUUGAAAAAGUGCAAAAUAUUCAAUGUCGAAACACAGGCGCAAGUAGGCUGACUAAAUAGGCAUUUUAAUUGCCAUUCGAAAGCGCUUCUUAUUUCGAAAACGCAGUUGUAAAUUCCACUUAAUUGUUGUUUUACUCAAUACCAACGCUUUAGAAACAAAUAGCCGAAAUUCUUGCCAAAUAUAAAAUGCAAAAAUAUGACUUCAUGUUACCACAAGAAGUGAGAUCAGUCAAAAAUUUCACAGAAAAUGUGGUAUAUGAUAAUGUGAAGAAUAUGAAAAUAAUCUUCGCAAGAGUGAAUAAUAUGAUAAUUUUUUUCACAGAAUGUGAAAAAUGUGAUUUGUGAAAGAUAUUGUUACACAUUGAUAAAUAACGUUAUGUGCUGGUUAAGCUUUCUUUUGUAUUUUGUCUUUUUUUUUUGUAUCGAAUAAUAAUUUAGUCGCACCAUAAGAAAACCAAAUAGUGCAUUUGCGAACAGCAUGGAUCCAGACCAACUUGCGCAUCCGCGCAGUCUGGUCAGGAUCCAUACUGUUUGCUUUCAAACCCUAUUGCAAUUAGAGAAACCGUUAGCGAAACUGUGGAUCCUGGUCUGGAUCCAUGCUGGUUGCAAAUGCACUAUGUUGGUUUUCCCAUGGUGCGGCUCAAUAUGUCGGCAGCAACACUUGAACUACCCGCAUGUAUUUAUUUCUACAACACAUUGUCAAGGUUUUAGCAGAAAUGUUAAAGUAUGAUAUUCGAAUCACACGACGUAUAAAUUUAUAUGAGGAUUUGCCACACAGGUGCUGUAAAGUGAAAUACAGUUAGAUAUGACACAUAUGUAUAUGUAUAUUUUGUAAUACGUAUUCAAACAUAUUAUUAAUGAGCGUAAGUGAUUUUUAUGAUGAACAUGUACAAUGAAUAACUGUGAUACUUUCAAACUUACAUUUGUAAAUACUUUGUAAAUAUUGUAAACUGCUUUCAAGUGUGAUGCUGUUUUAGUGUAUUGUAUCAUUGUGUGCCAUGUGUUCAACAGUUGUAUCUGAACUUUCAAUAUUUCGAAUUAUUUCACGACACAAUAUUAUAAAAAUCGCCGGUCCAUAAAUUGUGCUAGACCAGUCAGUACACCACAGCAAAGAAGUAUAAAUUACAAAUCGGCAACUUGAAAGGAUCUCGCCAACAUCCCGCGGCUGCAAACGAGAUUUCGUUACCGGAAGUUCUCUUCGUGCCAUUUUGUAUGCGAAAGAUAUGACACUUUCAGUUAUUAUUAUCACCGUAUGACCAUGCUUUUUUUAAAGUAAGAAACGUGUAUUUUGUGCUUAAGACUAUUUCAUAUUAAACAAAUGUUGUUUUAGAAGCUAACAUGUAUUUUACAUGUAGUCUUAAAGGUAUAAAUUACAACUCCAUGCUCGCUUCACUAAGAUAACGCCGAAUCACGCAGGGACGCGAGAUCGCGCGAGAUUACAGCCAUUUACCAUUCUGUGUAUUUUAUACUUCUUUGGUUUAAUGUAGAACAGUGAGAAAAAGUUACUUUAAAAUUUAUUUCACAUGUAGUGUUAUAAAACAUGUAUUAAAUGGCCGAUCAGCCAGUAGUCAAAACUAUUUACCCGAUGUCCGAAUCUUUAUUAUUCUGGUUUUUGUUUCGUAAUACAAUUAUACACAAUGAUUCUGAGAAAAUUGUCCGCUGCUAUAUAUAUACUUAACCAACAGGCUAUAUAGUGACUCCUCCAGAUGUGCGUCUGGCCAUGCCACCAAAGUACAUGCAUAAGGUUGUUAAAAAAAAUAUUGUACUGAUAUGACCUCAUAUGAUAUGAAUUACACUAUUAAUAACUUAACCCAUGUCAAUAAAAUCUUGCUAUUCUAACCAAACUGUUUCCUACCUAACUAUAGCUGUCACACGGAGCGCACGAUACACGCAAACGAAAUCUAAGAUAAUGAACGAUUCGCUCCCCGCACGAUAGGUUUAGUCCGAUACACGAUACAUGCAUCUUUGUCUUGUUUGGCUUUAGUGCCGUUUUUCAACAGUAUUUCAGUUAUAUAACGGCGGGCAGUU